UAGAAGCUUGACGGAGAGAGAGAGUUUACCGCCGUGGAGGUCGCGGUUCGAGUUGUGGUGUUGACCCUGCCUGAUUUGAAAUAAGGAAGUGGGUACUUCUUAUUUAACUCCGUCCUGUGACUCCCCCUCCAACCUGACUUCCCGCGAAGAGCACCGCUUCCAUAAAACCCAGCUCUCCCGGUGGUUCGACUCGGCGGUUGUGAGAUUCUGCCUCUGCCGCCACCUUUGAGGCUUCCCCGCGCGUCCGGCCACUCCAAGAAGCAUAGCAUUGCGUACAGUGAUCAAGUGACUGAUUUUCCUGUUCACAGGCGUUAAUGGUGGGGCAGGAACCGGCGUGAACAAGAAAAAGCACAAAGCAAAACCGGAACGAACAGCAGCGGCACCACGAUGAAUCGGCCUCGCUACGAAGUCCCUCCCGAGUUGACGAACUUGCUGCUGGAAUUCACCGUGAACGUGAUGAUAGAGCAUCCGACGGAUUUGGUGGAUUACGCGGCCCGUUAUUUUUCGGAUCUACGAGACGAGCGGGAACGGAACGCCGUCUCAGGGAGCACAGCGGUGCCAUCGUCUGCGACGGCGCCGCCGGCACUUGCGGAAAAUGAUGACCUCAUAUACAGCGAUGAAGAAGAACCCAUGCCGAAACCGCAAAGAUUUUCUCGGCGGAAGUCAGUCUUCGCCGAACACUAUGACCCUGCCGAAGACGACGAGGAUGAAGGUGCAAAGGUUGUGCAUCCAAAGUCUGAUGAACAGAGGGAGCGGUUGAGCCAGGCAGUUCGAGAUAUCCUUCUCUUCAAAUCUCUCGACUUGCCUCAGAUGCAAGAAGUAAUCGACGCAAUGUUCGAAAGAAAGGUUAAAGCUGGAGAAAUGGUGAUCAAGCAAGGAGAUGACGGGGACAACUUCUAUGUCAUUCAGAGUGGUGUAUACAACAUCUUCGUAUCAACAGACAGAGAACAGGACAAGCUUGUUGGGAAGUACGAUAACACUGGGAGCUUUGGAGAGCUGGCUCUGAUGUACAACAUGCCAAGGGCUGCAACGAUUACAGCAGUCACUGAAGGCUCUCUCUGGGCUAUGAACCGUCAAACAUUUCGAAGAAUUGUUCUGAAGAGUGCCUUCAAGAAGAGGAAGGAGUAUGAGAAUCUAUUAGAGAAAGUGCCAAUGCUCAAGUCACUAAAUCACUAUGAACGCAUGAACCUCUGUGAUGCUCUCAUGCCCAGAUCAUUUACCAACGGACAAGUAAUUAUCAAGCAGGGUGACGAUGCUGAUGGAAUGUACUUUAUAGAAGAUGGCACCGUUAGAAUAACAGUUAAAAAAGAUGGUGGACAUGAAGCAGAAGUGUCACGGCUCACUAAAGGAGACUAUUUUGGAGAGCUAGCGCUACUGACAAACAAGCCCCGUGCUGCUACAGCAUAUGCUGUGGGAACUGUGAAGUUGGCAUGCUUGGAUGUUUCUGCAUUUGAGCGUCUCUUGGGACCAUGCAAGGAGAUCAUGAUGCGCAACAUUGACCAAUACGAGGAGCAGAUCGUGCAAGUGUUUGGCUCCAAAGCCAACGCUGCAGACCUUCGAUGAUGGGGCUGGCAGACCCUGCAGACGUCAAACCAGCCCCUCAGUCCUCGCCUAGUCGUCAGUUGCCCUAUCCCCCAGGAAUAGCUUCCGCUGCCAACAAUACACAUUGCUCCUGCCGUUCAGUGGCAAAGUGCUCUUUUUCCUUCUCAAUGCGACAGCGCUCUUUUGCCCCACCUCCGUUUUUUUGGGGGGGCAUUUGAAGCGUCGAGACAAAAGUUGGGAAAAGUGGGGUGUCUAUGCUGUUGCAGUUGAGUUCUUUUUUUUUUUUUUCAUAAAGUGUCCUCCUUGUGCGAAUCAUUUUUGAUUUCUUGGGUUAUGUCCCGUCCAUGUGUGGAAUCCUUUCACUGCAUUUAGAGGUAACACCUUUUUCAAUUUGUACCUAAAAUCGUGUCUUUUGUUAAAGUAUUUCUCGAAAUGCUCAAGAAAUACACAGGGCUUCCCGAGGGAAAAAAGUAUGGAGUUUGUAAUGAAACUAAAUUGCAUAAAAAAAAUUGAGCUUGGAAGCUAUACUAUACAUUGAACGACUAAACAUUCAUGUAAGAAUUGCCACUUGAUGCUGCUUUUUGUCAAUAAAUCGAGAAAGACAUGAGAAUCUACAUGUGGCCAAUACCACCUGCUAAGCCUCGUGUUUGAGUGCUUGCGUAGUGCUGUAGUAGUCUAAAAGCUGCUACAUUAUUCUGCCACACGAUUUUGAAGCAUAACGCACAGUUUUGUUCUUUCACCACUAUUAAAAUUUAAUAUACAUGUGCCUCCUAGAGCAACAGUUUUGCAGAGACUGUGGUUCCUGGGCAACUGAAGUAAAUGACAGUAUUGACAGCGGAGAGUAGUUUUUAAUGUUAAAUUUGGAAAUUGACGAAAGUUCCGACAUCUGAUAUACAGAAAUACAAUAAUUCCGCAACAGCACAGUUUUGUAAAAGCAGGCACAAAAAUGUCUCGCUUCUGUGAACUAAAGCUGCUGUAUGGUGGCAGGAUGGAAAGAAGAAACUCGUUGUAUUGUUAGAGUAAGAUAGUUAAGCUUCACGACUGACAUAACAUAAACACAACAGGUAACAUAGUACACACUGACUGAUUACAUUUACAUUGAGCACCUGUGUGUAGAUACUGUGCUAGGUACUGCAGAGGGAUAAGGGGUCCUACUAGUACAGGCAUAAUAAAACCACUUUUUAAUGAGUGCAGUAUUGUCUGUUGGGUCCAUGCACCUUGUUUUACUGAUUUUAACCUUAUUAUUUGUUCAUACUUUUAUUACCUUGUUGGUUUUUGUCGCACUGUGUGUGUUGCUGCAGCCUUCUUUUAUGUGUAAUGUUUAAGAAGCUAAAGCAAUGCUACCAGAAUUCUCAGCUGCAGCAGCAUUGGUACCAUCCAGGCCCUUUGCAUACCACUGAGUCUGUUGUUAACACUGGGUUUCGUCUGACCGUAGAGAGCUCAUCAGCUCAGUAAUUUUUUCUGGAGUGUGUGUUCACUGUGUCAAUCACCAGGGCUCAACACAAAAGUGAUGUCGAUGCCAUGGAUGAGUGUGCGUUUGUGUGAAUGUUGUUGAAUGUUGGUACCCAAACCAAAUGUCUGUGUUGAGAAUUAUCCCCAUUAGGUAUAUAUACAUACAUACUUUGAAAUGACAGCAUGUAAUAUUCACAGAGUGGGUGUGUUCAGGUUUCUGUGCCGAUGACCGCAACGAAAGAAAAGCCAGUUUCCUUUUGCACUGUUCUAUUACAUGUAACCUUUGUAAUACCUGAGAUUCCUUUUUUUUAUUGAAAAAAAAAGGUGAUUGGUGGCAAGAGUCAUGCAUACUCAAAGCAAAAUGUCCAGGGGAUAUGUCUUGGUGGGCAGCUGACACAGCGAUCUUGCUUUUAAAAUCUGGCCUAUUGUGCACAGGUCCUCUUUAAUGGGUCAUGGUUCUGUGCUGCCUGCAUGUUCUGGUCACUCCAAGUCUGAAUUCACAGCCUGAGCACACCCAGUGUGCUUGAUAUUAUGCAGAGAAUAAUGAAAAUAAAAUAAGAUGCAAGUUCUUCAUAAAGAGCAUACACUUAACAUUUCAAAAGCAAGGAGACAUUUUAUUUACAAUGUCCCGCAAAUGAUCGUACACUAUGUGAGCAACACGUAGUGACUCUUAGAGGCAUCAUACUUGUGAUGUUUGGAACAUUUGAAAAGAUUAUAUAAGAGUAUAACGAUUGUGUUGGCACUUCAUAAAGAUAUAUAGCUAGGUACUACACUGGCUGAGCUGACCACCAUUUUUGGAUAAACGUUGAUGUUUUUCUAUCCGCCGAGGUCACCGAGCAUCAGCCGUCGUGAACAGCAACAGUGUCCACGUUUUCGAGCGGUCACGUGACCGAUUGUGGUGCUUGAGCAGAAAGCACUGGCUGGCAUAAUAGAUUGAUCUAACUAGUCCGAGAGUAAAAAUAUGGUGCGGGGUCACGAGCUUGACGUAUGCAAAGGAAAAUUACGGUUUGCGCAUAUCAGGAUGGGAGCAUACACGAGAUAAGCUACCUUAGCGGUAACCAGUUUUGUUCUAUGCCCAUCGUUUGCAGUUUGUGCACGGUGUUCUGUGGAGAGAUGCAUGUUUCAUGUUCCACAUGCACAGAGGAAUACUAUGUCUGUGUUUUCCCCUCCUCCUCCGUUGGAUGUCAUUUUCAUUGCAUAUUGUCACUGUGAAAGAGCCACAUUCUUGUUUCUGCUUCCACAACACACUCGGGUCUCCUCUGUAGAUAACAAACAAAAUAGCUUUUAUCCUUUAUCUGGCUAUGUUACAUUCUGUCUCUUCCUGUCAUACUAGAUUAGAUGUCUCACCAGUAGCAACAGUACAACAAUCAGACGGUCAUGGUUGAUAUUGUACUUCAUUCUGGCACUGAACAGAAUCCAAGGUAUCAAUUGGUAUAAUUUCAUGUUGUAGUAGUAUUCACUAUGUGUGCAUAUGAGCUGUCUCAUUCAGUACAGAGCAACCUCUGGAACAAUACAAUGAAUCUGUGAAAGCAUUGUACAGAAUGCACUCUGGAAAUAAGGAUUUCUCCUGUUCUGAAAUUUUCUGCAUAUAAAUGUGAGUAGAGAAAAAUCUUCUCUGUCCACAGUGAGACACGCAGAAUGCAAUCUUGGACUGUUCACAUAUCUGUAUCACCCGUUUUGGUUGCUGUUUGCACAGCGAGCAUUGUUGCAGGUUGGUGUGGAGUAAGCCCGGUUAUCUUACUACCGUCUUCUGCCGUUUUAAUGUAAUAUAUCCCAGACACGUAUUUUUUGUCAUUUCGUUUACAAACGUGCUGUAGUAGUAUGUAUGUGAUGCUGUUUUACCUUUGUUUUCUGUUGUCAUAUCCAUUCAAGCGUACCCUCGAUGUUGUUAGCACGUAGCAUCUUGGGCACCGCUACCGAUUUUAUGCAGCUUUCGUCUUCGCCCGUUGGCGCGGCAACGAAAUACUGAUUUAGAACCUUUGAGGAAUUCCUUUCCAGAUUCCGAGUGACUCUGUUGUGGCCAUCCGUUGUUUCCCGAACCUGUUAACGACCAUGGCACAGUUUUCAUUAACGAAAUGUAGUCUUCCUGUUUUGAAUGUGCUUCUUUUAUUCCCAAGCUUUGUUAUCAAAAUGCAAGUACAGCCGGUGGAUGAUGCGAAACGAGCUCGACGCUCUUUUGGAAUUGUCACUGGGCGUGUUGAAUCAUUACAAUACAAAAUCCAGAAAGAGAACCCCCUCAGGAUGUAGUGUAUUUAUAAGUGUCAAUAAUUCAUUGCACUGUGAAAAUAAAUGCGGACGAUAAAAGAG
This is a messenger RNA of Ornithodoros turicata, 5301 nucleotides long. RefSeq names its product cAMP-dependent protein kinase type II regulatory subunit-like (gene Pka-R2). The record is from RefSeq and is a predicted model, not a curated record. Gene Ontology annotation, molecular function: cAMP-dependent protein kinase inhibitor activity; protein kinase A catalytic subunit binding; cAMP binding. The transcript is spliced from 13 exons. NCBI's taxonomy places the organism in Eukaryota, Metazoa, Arthropoda, Arachnida, Ixodida, Argasidae. Bases 388 to 1563 code for a protein of 391 amino acids. Gene Ontology annotation, cellular component: cAMP-dependent protein kinase complex. Gene Ontology annotation, biological process: negative regulation of cAMP-dependent protein kinase activity.